AUGACUUCUCUCAAUGAGCAGCUUGCAACUUUGGUCGAAAAUUACACAGCCUGCGAUGUAUCAGACGCCCUUCUCAAGCUACAGAAAGUCCCAGAAGGAAGCGCACCUCGAGCAGGAUACUUAGCCGAUCUCACCCCCUUCUCUCCAAUAGUCGGAAGGAACGAUACAGCGCGGAAGAUCGCCGCCCCAGCAACUACAUUCAAGUUCCUCAAUAAAAGCGAUGACCCGCCAGCUAUUGCAAAGGAGAAUCCUGAGAAACAUGGAUUCCCGCCUGGCAGACACUGGGUAGACUACGUAGGUGACUUUCAGGACGCGGACCCGGCCAAGGCAGGCUCCAUUAUUGUGAUCGAACAGCCGGAUGAGCAGUACUGUGCUGUGACAGGUGGUAUCAUGGCGACGAGAAUGAAGGUUUUGGGCAUCAAGGCUGCUGUUGUGGGUGGCCGAGUCCGAGAUUUGAGGGAGUUACAAGACACAGAGCUUCCGAUCUGGGCGCGUGCCACUUCAACUGUUGGUACAGGUGCUGAAGCUAAAGCUGCUGUGCGCAAUGUGCCUAUCUCUAUUGGAGGAGUUAUUGUGUCACCGGGUGACAUUAUCUUCUGUGAUCCGAUGGAAGGAGUUGUGGCUAUUCCACGCAAUUUACUGAGCGCCGUCCUGGAGGCCAUGCCAAAUUUGAUUAGUAUGGAUGAACAGGCAAAGGAAGCUGUGGCAAAAGGAAUGAGUGUCACGGAUGCUUUCAAGAAGUUCAGAUGA
Penicillium odoratum is the source of this 750-nucleotide messenger RNA. Its product is annotated as RraA family protein. The record is from RefSeq and is a predicted model, not a curated record. Bases 1 to 750 code for a protein of 249 amino acids. NCBI's taxonomy places the organism in Eukaryota, Fungi, Ascomycota, Eurotiomycetes, Eurotiales, Aspergillaceae. The transcript is spliced from 5 exons.